AUGUUCUUAGCUCACAAAUUCAAGCAUCUAAAUACAAGCAGGUGGUGAACUAGAAGUCAGAAUUUUUGAAGAACACAGAAGAAUGUCACGAGAGAAGAAACAAAGUUUAGGAAAUCAGUUGAUCUUUACUCUAAAAUUUUAGGACUCUAUCCGAAUCUAACUGGGGUUGAUAUAUUGGGUAAAGACAAGGAUAUGAUAGUUAAAAUGAAAUACUCUAAAGUAAAUCUGACAAAUUAUUUGCCAACAUUCCAUUCUAAGCUGUACUCGAUGAAUUUUGAUAAAAAAAUAAGCCAAAAGAUUUGUGAUACACAAGUAGAACAAAUAGAUUCAUCGAUUAUCCAGAUCUUUGAUCAUGACAACCAAAAGUUUGUGUUCAAAAGGAAAGACCAAGAUUCUGUGUCGAUUGAGAGAUACGAUGAGAAUGGAUAUCAAGAGACAUAUGAACUUGGAGGUUGUGGAGCUCCCUAUAAUGAUGCAGUUUUUGGAGGGAUUUCAUUCAACCAAGAUCAUACCAAAAUAGUAUUCAUUGCUGAGGAUAAGAACAUUCCUUCUUACGAAUCAUAUUUCAGCACUAAUUCUCAAGAGAAUACUCCUAAUUCUGUUCCUUUGUAUAAAUAAAUGGAAGUAUAAUGAUCUUGAUAGUACUCAGAAAAACAAUUUCGGAGAAACUUUAACCAAUAAGAAGCACCCAGUUAUUGUAGUUUAUGAUCUUGCUCAUAAAAAGAUCAAAGUGUUAGAUAUUCAAAAACUGUACAAAGAAGGAACACUCCAGCCCAAUAUAUUUGAUAGUACAUUCCCAGCACACCCAAUAUUUGACGAAAGUGGUGAAGGUAUCAUUUUCCAUGGGUAUCAUUUACCUAUUGACAGACUGGGACUAAAUUUUGCUCUAAAUAGACCUACUAAACUAUACUACCUAAAGAAGCAUGAUCUGGAGGAAGAAAGAUCCGAUUCAAACGAGUCUGGAGAGGCUGAGAAGGCAAAACCCCAAUAUGAUGUUGAAAUCCUAACAAAGGAUUCAUACUUUUCUGGCUUUGCAAAGUUCUCUUCUGACUACAAAUACCUCUCUUACUUUUGUGUGAAGGAAAAAUUUCAUACCCACAUGACUGCAGUUGGGUUAAAUGCUAUCAAGAAUUUUGGGAAGAAGACUCAAAAUCAAUAUCAAGUUGUCAAAAGGGAUUAUGAGAUGAACGAUAAGUUCUCAGGAAUUUAUGGAUACCACCAUCUCUUUAGCCAAGCCAAUUUUAUUAAAGGAACUUAUAAAUUUAUGGUCAGCACAACCAAUCAAGGAAAAGAGAUCAUAAUUUUAGUAGAUGUUGAAGAUAAAACAGUGAAGAUUUUGAAUAAUCCAGAUAUGACUACAAAUGAUUCGAUGGAUAUUUUAAAGAUAUCAAAAGAAGUUGCAUUUAUCAACUCAUCCUCAGUCAGCGAACCUACUUCAUCAUAUAUUUUGACCAAUUUUGAUGAGGAAAACCCUACAUGGACAAAAAUUGGCCAAAGCUAUGGAAAAUCUGACUUUUUUGACAAAAUUAGAGCAAAAAUCAAAAUCGAUACGCUCUCUACUUUUGAAGGUGCGACUGGACAAUUCAUACGAGUUCAGGAUCACCAAAACGAGAUUUUUGAAGAUAUUGAUACUAAUAAAAGACCAACGAUUUUAAUUCUGCAUGGAGGGCCACACGCUUAUUACCCAUAUAACAGGUUCAUUCAAGAUAACCUACUUUGGCUUUCACUGGGUUAUAAUUUGUUUGUGGCUAAUUAUAGAGGAUCUCUUGGAUUUGGAUUAAAAUUUUCAGAUCAAUUAUCUGGAAAUGCUUAUAAUCUUGAUGUUGCUGAUUGACUUGAUCUCUUUAGUCAAUGACUUACAACAUUUAAGGAAGAAAUAGAUGAUACAAAGCUUGGUAUAUAUGGAGGGUCUCAUGGAGGAUAUCUUACAUGCUCGAUUAUAUCACAUCCUGAAUGGAUCAAUAAAUUCUCUGCAGCAUGUAUAUGGAAUCCAGUAACUGCAAUGCACUCAGCCAUGGUUUUCUCAGAUCUUCCAGAUUGGUUCUACUCAGUAGCUUGCAAUAAACCUCAUACAUGGAUCAUGGAUCAAGAAGACAUUAUAAAAAUGUAUGAGAAAUCACCAAUCUCACGUCUUUCUAAUAUCCAAACUCCAAGUUUGUUCAUUAUUGGAGGUGAUGACAGAAGAUGUCCUGAUAUGCAAGGUAUCUACUUUUGGAGAGGCCUAAAAUCUCUUGGAGUAGACACUGAUCUCCAUUAUUACCCGAAUGAUGGUCAUUCAGUGCCCUCUAUAGCUGAAGGAAUAGAUGCAAAGGUGAAUCUUCUCAGAUGGUGGUCUAAAUAUCUAUAAAAUCCAUUUGCUUUA
Messenger RNA from Moneuplotes crassus, 2362 nucleotides. NCBI's taxonomy places the organism in Eukaryota, Ciliophora, Spirotrichea, Euplotida, Euplotidae. The record is from the annotation of a GenBank genome assembly.